AUGGGAGGCCCAGGGUCCGUGGUGAUCGGAGGAAGAAUGGGGCGGAGAGGGAGCCGAGCCCCCCCCCCCGCAGCCAAUGGCGGGAGGGAUGAAUGGCCGCCGCGGCUGGUGGCUCCGGGCCCGGGUUGGGCGCUGUACGCGGCGGCCUGGCUUUCAGGCCUGGUCCUGGCUCAGGCCGCGGCCUCAGGAGGGAGCGCGUCGAUCGUGGAGGAUGUCGUCUACCAGUAUUUUGGGGCAAAGAGCUUUUGCUACAAAAACACCCUGGUGCCCGGAUGGAGAGAGAUCUGGACUCGGUUACGGAUCCGAGUGAACAGCUCCCAGGAGUUUAAAGUGAAGGAGUCGGAGGAUGUGACACAGCUGCAAAGCCCCGGGGUCUGGGGUUGGUUCACGGAGGUGGUGUCGUUGAUGUUGAAGGAGAGAGUCAACGAAACCCACAUCAACGUCGACCUGUUCAGCAGCAAAACCUGCUUCAGAGUGGAGCCGAACAACGCGAGCGCGGUGUAUCGUGUGCUGCUGGCACGCCGCUUUGAUCCGCAACUCAUUGCCAUCUUUGUCUGUGGGUUGUUGCUGUUUUUCUACGCCGAAGCUUUAAGCAGGAGCCAGCUUUUCUUCUACACCUCAGGAAUCAGUGUGGGAAUAUUGGCCUCCCUCAUCAUUGUCAUCUUUAUCCUGUCACGCCUUCUGCCCAAGAAAAGCUCGCUGUACCUGCUGAUAGCUGGCGGCUGGUCUCUCUCGCUCUACCUAAUCCAGGUCACACUGAGGAACCUGCACUUUCUGCUACGGGAGCAUUGGCAGUACGUGUUGGGUUACGUGAUGGUGUCCGGCCUGCUCAGCUUUGCCGUGUGCUACAAAUACGGGCCGCUGCAGGAGAAGCGAAGCAUCAACCUGCUGAACUGGGGGCUGCAGCUGCUGGGCUUGGGGCUGAUGUACUGCGGGAUCCAGGUCCGACAGGUGGCCCUGGUACUGGUAGCCGUCGCCUUCGUCACCAAGCACCUGGAAGUCCCAGUCAGUUGGACCGUGCUGGCGUACAAGCGGGUGAGUAGGAUUCGGUUCAAGCUCGAGCCUCCUGCGCUGCUCACCGAGGAGGAGUAUCGUCAGCAAGGGGAGGUAGAGACCCAGCGCGCCCUGGAGGGACUGCGCGGGUAUUGCAGCAGCCCCGAAAUCAAUGCCUGGAAAACCGUGUCCCGACUCUCUGCCCCAAAGAGAUUCGCUGACUUCGUGGAAGGACAAGCACACCUGAACCCCAACGAGAUCUCGGUGCACGAGCAGGAGUACGGGCUGGGGGGCACCUACAUAGAGGAGCAGAUCUUUGACUCCGAGGGAGAGGACUGACCAAGCGGGCCUCGCGAGCAGGAAACGGGCAGGCUGCGGGCUAGUGCCCCCGAGCCCUCACAUCGAGUCAGCUCGACAACAAACCUCGCCAUCUUUCGUGUCACUGACUCCCUCAGGGCCAUACGCCGGGUUAUUGCGUCGAUGGGUUGGCAGAGGCUUCAGUCACUGUGAGGUCAUUGUCACCAGCUCUGGUCCGUGAGGCUUGGGACGGUUUGCAACCUGGUAAUAAGUUCCUGUCUCUGCAGAAACUCAACCUACACGUCAGCUCAGUCAGCUGUGACUUUAUUUUUUUUUAAAAUGAUGCAAAUGCAUAUAGAUAUAGAUAUAUAUAUAUAUAUAUAUAAAUUUGCACUGUUUUUUCCGAGUGUUCACACUGUAAAAUGCAGUGACUGGAUUUUGUGGGUGAAACCCGGCAACCAAUUGCGCACAGCGGCGUCCCCGUUUAGAUUUCUCCUCCUGUGCGCGUGUCGAGCAUCUAUGCAAAGGGUUUAAAAGGCCAUUAGGGCUCCUCUUAAACCGUGACUGAAGUUUAAGGUGAACCUUUUUUUGGUCGGCUUUGGUUCUGUCUCUAUCGUGGAUUUGCUUUCUUAACGAGGAGCAGCUCCAGCGAGAUUCCAGACUGCAGUUGAGCCGCGUUACUGCGCCAGAGACCGCAAAGGCUGUCGAAUGUAACCGUAAUAUCCUCACGUAUUAAAAUGUCCCCCCCCAAAAAAAAUGCUGGAAAUCUGAAAUAA
Callorhinchus milii (elephant shark) is the source of this 2066-nucleotide messenger RNA. Its product is annotated as nuclear envelope integral membrane protein 1-like. Gene Ontology annotation, cellular component: nuclear envelope. The record is from RefSeq and is a predicted model, not a curated record. NCBI's taxonomy places the organism in Eukaryota, Metazoa, Chordata, Chondrichthyes, Chimaeriformes, Callorhinchidae. Bases 1 to 1332 code for a protein of 443 amino acids. The transcript has 10 exons.